CGGACUCGCGAGCGCGGAUCCCGAAUGGCGGCGCAGAGAGGGGAGUUCAAACCCAACGAAGGCUUCUCCUGUCUGCGAGCCUGAGGCGGCUCUCUCCUCGGAGCGAAACAUGAAGCGGAUGAAGGCCGCCAAAGCCCCCGCGGCCGAGGAACAAGAGGUUCAGCAGCAGCCGGACCUGGCCGAUGUAGAAGAUUCUUCUGCAAAAGCACUUGUCAGUUUGAAAGAGGGAAGCUUAUCCAAUACCUGGAAUGAGAAAUACAUGUCCCCGCAGAAAACGCCCAACUGGAAGGGCAGCCCCAGCCCUGGAGCAGAGAUGCCAUACAGGACUUCAAAGCGAAGUCGUUUUUUCUGUGAUGACGACGAACGGCCAUUAAGUACCAGAUCGCCUAAAAGAAAUCCGAAAAGUACUCUGCUGCCCCAGAAAUCUGCGCCUGCUGUCAAUACUCCAGUAAGAAAAUCUUCUCAGAAAAUUGGCUUCAGGUUACGGAACCUCCUGAAACUUCCCAAAGCGCACAAAUGGUGUAUAUACGAGUGGUUUUAUUCUAACAUUGACAAGCCGUUAUUCGAGGGCGAUAAUGACUUUUGCGUGUGCCUAAAAGAAUCCUUCCCGAAUCUUAAGACCCGGAAAUUAACAAGGGUGGAAUGGGGGAAAAUAAGACGGCUUAUGGGGAAGCCGAGAAGAUGCUCUGCUGCGUUCUUUGAAGAAGAGAGAUCGGCGUUAGAACAGAAGCGGCAGAAAAUACGGCUUCUGCAGCAGAGGAAGGUAGCCGAUGUGUCUCAGUUCAAGGAUCUUCCAGAAGAAAUCCCCUUGUCCUUGGUGAUAGGAACAAAAGUGACAGCUCGAUUACGAGGCCAACAUGACGGCUUAUUCACUGGCCAGAUAGACGCGGUAGACACGCAGAACUCAACUUACAGAGUAACGUUUGAUAGAAAUGGGCUUGGGACCCACACCAUCCCGGACUAUGAAGUUCUCAGCAAUGAGCCUCAUGAAACUAUGCCUAUAGCAGCCUUUGGACAAAAGCAGCGUCCGUCCCGGAUGUUCAUGACGCCUCCUCGGUUACAUUACCCCCCCACUUUCCAGACACCAAUAAUGGAAAGUGAUCCCUUGUUAGGCCAGUCCCCUUGGAAAAGUAAAAUAUCCAGUACAGACGGUGAGACCAUUGGAGGAUUCCCAGUGGAAUUCCUUGUUCAGGUGACCAGGUUAUCAAAGAUACUGAUGAUCAAGAAAGAACACAUCAAGCAACUAAGAGAUAUGAAUACAGAAGCUGAAAAGCUAAAGUCUUACUCUGCUCCCAUUAACAUUGAGUUUCAAAGAAGAUAUGCAACAAUCGUCCUUGACUUGGAGCAGCUGAACAAAGAUCUUAAUAAAGUUCUGCACAAGGUUCAGCAGUUCUGUUAUGAGCUCGCCCCAGAGCAGGGUCUUCAGCCCGCAAACCAGCCAACUAGCAUGAAGCAGCGGUGCGAGAAGGAAGCUCAGGAGAUGGUCCGUCAGGCAAAUACGACGUCCACGGGGCAACUGUGCGUCCAGAACGAGAGUCUUACAGAGUUAAUUUCCAGACUCACGGCAAUCUUGUUACAGAUAAAAUGUCUGGCCGAAGGAGGAGAUCUUAAUUCAUUUGAGUUCAAAUCUUUAACGGAUUCAAUAAAUGAUAUAAAGAGCUCAAUAAACCCAUCCAAUAUCAGCUGUUUUCAGAAUAAUGUUGAGAUCCACGUUGCGCACAUUCAGAGCGGACUCAGUCAGAUGGGGAACCUUCACGCAUUCGCCGCUAAUAAUACAAACCGGGACUGAAACAUCUCCGUGAAAACGCAGCAGUAUGCCUAGAGGGAACAGAACGAAGGAAAAGCAGCUCGUCUUGUAUCAAGGGAUCCAUUUUUCUUUCUUCCAUUAACCUAUAGGUCUGCUGCCAAGACUCUGUAGAUACUCUGACAUCAUGCAAGUGACAUGUGAGGUCAUCUGUCCCUUCCGCGUUCAUCCACAAACACGCGUGAUACAGCUUCCCCGUCACCCUUCCAUUUAGCAGAUCUAGGCCUGCUUUUCCAGUUGGAUUCUGGUUCUUAAUAACCCUAAAGAUCCACAGACCUGGGGUGUGAGGACUUUAUGCAGAAUAUAUCUACAAACCCCCCGUUGGACUAUGGUUGCUCUGAGUACUUUGAACUGUAAGGACAGGAUAUAAUUACCUCUCGGGGCAUUGUGGACAAACCGUCUCUUGGUGAGAGCUCUUGGGACAAGCUGGUACCCAUCAGCAGCCCCGACAAAGGCCAAGCAAAGUGUAAAGCAUUGGAAAUACCUUAAAAGCAAAUACUUUUUUUUAUUUUUUAUUUUAAUUUUUUUUCCUUGCUUAUUUUGGACCGCCACCAAACAGCUUUUUGCACAAAACAGUUUAAGAGCGGAUUUUAAGGUGUUCACCUUGUAAAAAAAAUGUGUAUUGGGUUGUUUAAUAUAGGUGAUGAAGAUUAAUUAUAAUAAAACAGUUUGUUUUAGAAGAAAAUCUGCUUUAAUGUUCAAUAUUCUGUUUGUAUUGGGGGUCUAUAGGUUGACCUAAAAACAUGAGGCUUGAAUCAUAAUUUUGGAUAAGAUAAAGAAGGUAUUGGUAA
Messenger RNA from Spea bombifrons (plains spadefoot toad), 2595 nucleotides. It is a transcript of the gene LIN9, whose product is annotated as lin-9 DREAM MuvB core complex component. Bases 110 to 1789 code for a protein of 559 amino acids. The transcript has 15 exons. Gene Ontology annotation, molecular function: DNA binding. Gene Ontology annotation, biological process: regulation of cell cycle; regulation of transcription by RNA polymerase II; DNA-templated transcription. Gene Ontology annotation, cellular component: transcription repressor complex; nucleoplasm. The record is from RefSeq and is a predicted model, not a curated record. NCBI's taxonomy places the organism in Eukaryota, Metazoa, Chordata, Amphibia, Anura, Pelobatidae.